GGAUCACGUCAGCAGUUGUGUCCCAGUAAAAGUGUUCAACACUGAUAGUCAAUCAGUGUUAGGAGCUGUUGAUACCGGGGCAAAGUGAGGCUAGAUCUACCUGUGUGUGGUGAGGAGUGAGCUAGACCCCCCAGCAGCUCUCGCAGGACGGUCGGGGUGGCGAGAAGCUGGUGAUGGUGUUAUAAAAGGCGGGGGAGGAAGGCCACCGCGAUGUCCCUUUUUCGCAAGAGCCCAAAAAGUCCCCAGGAGGUGUCUAAAGCCCUCAAGGAUGCCCUUACAGCUCUUGAACGAUCUGACAAAAAAGCUGAAAAGGCACAAGAGGACACUAGCAAGAGCCUGACUCAGAUCAAAACGAUGCUUUAUGGCACCACUGACUCAGAACCUCAGGAUAUAGUGUUGGCGCAGCUGGCACACGAGUUUUACAACACCAAUAUGCUCCUGCUACUUAUUCUUAACCUUCAUAGAAUAGACUUCGAGGGCAAGAAGGAUGUGGCUCAGAUCUUCAAUAACAUCCUGCGAAGGCAAAUAGGUAUUCGUUCCCCAACAGUUGAAUAUAUUUGUACUAAACCAGAGAUUCUCUUUACUCUCAUGAAGGGAUAUGAACACCAGGAUAUUGCCCUUCACUGUGGCACAAUGCUUCGGGAGUGUGCCAGAUAUGAGGCCCUCACAAGAAUCAUCCUUAACAGUGAUGACUUCUAUAACUUUUUUAAGUAUGUAGAAGUAUCUACUUUUGACAUUGCAUCUGAUGCCUUCUCCACAUUUAAGGAGCUUCUGACAAAACACAAGAUGCUGUGUGCAGAGUUCCUAGAACAAAACUACGACCGUGUAUUCUCACAGUACGAGAAUCUCCUCAACUCUGAUAAUUAUGUGACUCGAAGACAGUCACUCAAGUUACUCGGGGAACUUUUAUUAGACAGACAUAACUUUUCUGUGAUGAAGCGAUACAUCAGUAAUCCAGACAACUUGAAAUUGAUGAUGAUAAUGUUAAAGGAGAGAUCUCGAAAUAUCCAGUUUGAAGCCUUCCAUGUGUUUAAGGUGUUUGUUGCCAAUCCAGACAAGCCUCGGCCCAUCCUGGAAAUCCUUCUGCGAAACCAGGACAAGCUUGUAGAGUUCUUGACACGCUUCCAUACAGACCGCUCUGAAGAUGAACAGUUCAAUGAUGAAAAAGCCUAUCUAAUUAAGCAGAUCAAGGAACUGAAACCUCUUCCCCCGGACCAGUAGUUUUAGUGGACUAGAAGUGAUGGAGUGGCAGCAUUAGUAGUAGCCUGGGAUAUGUCUGGGCUGCUGUUGAUUGAACCAUGUCAUCCAAAGAGAAGCUUAUGAAAAGUGGAGCUUCCUUCAAUAUACCACAAAUACCCAGUCCUGCCCUUGAAUCAGCAAUUGCAACAUUGUUUAGCUUCCUCUAUAUUAUGCCUUAGUGAUCUUCAAGUUUUGCUAAGGGGAUACCUGAGGCAUUGCUCAUAGCACGACCCUUAAUAGUUGCUGAACAACUUCUCUUUGUUGAGGACAGUCAAAGAUUGCAUUGUAGUCUUGGGCUGGUGUUCUCAGCAUGUUGUUGACCAUGUUGGGGCCAAUGUGAAGCUGUUUAAUUAUUCAUUCAUGACCCUGCUGCAGAGGGCAUUCCAGAUCUUAUUUUAUAAGUUUUUCAUAAGAUAACGGUCUGAGAGUAAAGAUGAGGAGGCAGGGUUUCCCUUAGCUGUGGACCUAGAUGAUAUUUUCUAAUAGUCUCAUGGUUUGCUUGUAAUAAUGUGUUCAUCUUUUAUAGGUGAAGUUGAUUAAUAUUAAAUUAUUGAACUAACACUAACAGCUAGCAGUUACAAGUUCUUCAUUAUGAAUAAUUAUCCAUCGAGCUGCCAUUGUAAAAUUCCUCUUGUGCAGGAUAAAAUCAUUUUAUAAUAUUUGUAUAUAGACGUGUGUCGAAAAGGGAUGUGAUUUAUAUAGGACAGUGUUGGUUAAUAUAUUUAGAGUUAAUGAUUCCUGCAGACAGUUUAUUGUUUUAUGUAAUAUUUCGGUACUUAAGGUUAUUUAAAGUAAUCCUUUAGAGAGCAUCAAUACAUAAGCAAGCAGCCAUAUUUCUUUUUGUGUAGAAAUUAAUUUGCAGCUGAUAAUGCCAAUAACAGUUCUUGGGCUUUUUUUUUUAUUUAUUUAUUUUUUAUUUUAUUUUUAUGGAAAGACACAUUCAUUUAGGUAGGGACAGUCUUGGGGGUGGUAGAUAUUAAUUUUAAAUUAUCUGUUGAAACCAGUAAAUAGCAACAGCUUUAGGUGAAUCCAGGUUUUAUAUAAAUGAAUAACCUGGCCUGCCAACUUUAUUGUGUAAGAAAGUUUAAUAACUGACCAGAAGUAUCAUUCUUGGUGUUAUAUAAAGGGGUUUGAUGGCUAGUAUGGUAAACAGCUGUGCUUUAAAGGAGACACAUAGUGAUCAGUACACUAAGUGAUUGUCAAAAAUGAAGAAGGAAUCAAUUAGCUUGAAAUGUUAAGAGAUGGUACUGCUUGUUGUUGUAAUGCCUGAACAUGGAAGACGAGGAGCAGUCUGUGGAUGGAGUAAAGUUUGAAUGCUGCCACAAGUUUAGCAUAUGGCAAUGUGAUACAUAUUUCCAAGGGAAAGUGUCUUAGAUUUUUGCAUCAGUGGUUUUCGAAUUCAGUCCAUCAUGAUGUGAGAUUUGUAUAAUAAUUUUUGUUUUGUUUGUUAUGUUCAGUUUGUUAUUGAAAAUGAUUUAUUGUUUUUAAAGUGAUGAGCAAUGUUGACAGUAUAUUUGGUUUGGAUUAUAUAGGGAGCUUCAUCACAAUAUUUGGUAGUAUUUGGCAAAUUUCAAGCAGAGGAAACAUUUGGCACAGUUUUCGUAUGAAGUAAAGUAAUUUUACUAUUUUUAUGUAUCAGUUUUAAUUUAUAUGAAUUUCAGCAUCAAAGAAUAUUGGCUAGUGAAUCCAUGCCAAAAAAUAUAAGAAAUAAACAUC
Homarus americanus (American lobster) is the source of this 2955-nucleotide messenger RNA. RefSeq names its product protein Mo25-like (gene Mo25). Gene Ontology annotation, molecular function: protein serine/threonine kinase activator activity. The transcript is spliced from 7 exons. Bases 211 to 1221 code for a protein of 336 amino acids. Lineage: Eukaryota; Metazoa; Arthropoda; Malacostraca; Decapoda; Nephropidae. The record is from RefSeq and is a predicted model, not a curated record. Gene Ontology annotation, biological process: intracellular signal transduction.